Molecule: messenger RNA, 1515 nt
Organism: Phaedon cochleariae (mustard beetle)
Lineage: Eukaryota; Metazoa; Arthropoda; Insecta; Coleoptera; Chrysomelidae
Source: the annotation of a GenBank genome assembly
AAUGAUGUUUGAUUUCAACUUUUGAAUUAAAAUAUUUAAAUCAAUAAUUAUAAUCUUUAAACAUGAAUGACAAAGAGUUUUCAUCACAAUUUCAAUCGUUGUUAGUACCACAAAGUGAAGUUAUAUGUUCACCCAAGAAAAACUUGACAGGAUGUCUUCGAAUAGCUAAGGAUAUUGUUGCUGAUCUUUACAAUGCUAUUCAGAAGUGGAAUGAUUCUCAUAUCAGGGGAGCUCAAUGUGUGAAACAAAUUGCCAUACUGAAAUCUGACAAUAGAGAGUUGACAACACAACUGGAAGAUUAUUUGAAUAGUUUGUACAUCAUUGUGCAGAAUUUGAGGUGUCUUGAAGAACAAUUUGCAUUAUUUAAAUCCCAAAUCAGAGCUUUGGAAAAAAUCGAGAAGAAAUCAGAAAACAUUUUCUUAUCCCUCAAUGUUUUAGGACUUGCAAAAUUGAUUGAAUCUAUAGUUGAUGCUUAUAGGGAAGAGUUUAAGGUGAAAGAAGUUAUUCUGGAAAAUAUUGCACAUUCUAAAAAUAAGCAUGAAGUGAUGUUUUAUGCCACUUGCUGGACACUUCAAGCCAAUAUAACAAGUGAUACAAAUUUUAAAUUAGAACUAAUUCUUCUGGAAACUGGUCAUCUAAAAAUUUGCACAUGAAAUACUAUUUUGAUCAAAUGCAGUGUGAUUCUUCUGCUGAUACCAACUGACUGAUAUCUCAAUCAUGGAAAAUACACUUUUAACUUGUGACUGAAAACUAUUGAAUAAAACAGCAUUGUUGAGAAUAAGUUUACUCUCAUUUCAAUUUUUAAAGGUACACAAAUAUAACAUAUCAAGCAAUGCUGCUAGCAUUUGAUGCUAUUCUUGGCCACAAAUCUGCACAUUCUUUUGCUACUGGUCCAGUAAUAGCAGACCCUUUCAUUUCUCCUUUGUUGUUGACAAUGACUCCAGCAUUAUCUUCAAAGUAUAUGAAGACACCAUCCUUCCUACGGAAAGGUUUUCUCUGCCUGAUGACCACUGCAGGCAUAACCUUUUUUCUGAGUUCUGGUUUACCCUUUUUCACAGUGGCUACAAUCAUGUCACCUGCUGCUGCAGCAGGCAGCCUGUUGAGACGUCCACCAAUACCUUGUACUGCAAUGACAUAUAAGUUUUUUGCUCCUACAAAAGAGUUACAUUGUUAGAACAAUAUGACAACCCAUUAUUCACUAGAAGGUAUAAACUGAAAUUCUAAUUUUCUUCAAAUUUGAAAACUCACCCGUGUUGUCAGCACAAUUGAUAACAGCACCUACAGGAAGUGCCAGGGAUAUCCUGAAUUUGGCUCCUGCGGAACCACCACGUCCUAAAAAACAGUGAAAACUUUUAGAGACCACAACAACAUAACCUACGAAAACAUAUCACAAAUUUUUUCGAACAAUUAUCUGAUCAAUUGAGAAAAUAAAUAAUUAGUAACUCGACUGUAUGAGUUCCAAUGAUAAUUAUGGUAAAAUACUUCGUCUAAUUACAAUGAUUGUUAUAAUUUGAG